Messenger RNA from Durio zibethinus, 865 nucleotides. RefSeq lists its product as uncharacterized. Gene Ontology annotation, molecular function: electron transfer activity. Lineage: Eukaryota; Viridiplantae; Streptophyta; Magnoliopsida; Malvales; Malvaceae. The record is from RefSeq and is a predicted model, not a curated record.
CUCCCAUUGUCAUCGCCAUCUCAUCAUUUCAAUUCCCAAGCAACAGCUUUCUUCAGGCCCACUAGAGAAACUCCGAGCAAAAUGGCUUCUUCUGGCUUCAGUGCUCAACAAAUCAUCCUCUUGGUAGCUGUAGCUGCCUCUCUUUUGGCAGUCACUCAGGCUGCCACCGUGGUCGUUGGAGGCUCUGAAAACUGGCGCUAUGGUUACAACUACACGGAGUGGGCUGCCAACAAUGCACCGUUUUACUUUGAGGACACCUUAGUGUUCAAAUAUGCGAAGUCCCCAGCUCAUAGCGUUUACUUGCUGCCAAACUUGUGGAGUUACUUGACAUGCGAUUUCAGUAAAGCCAAGCUUUUGGCUAAACCAACUCAAGGGCACGGUGAUGGCUUCGCAUUUGUGCUAAACCAAUGGAGGGUUUUCUACUUUGCUUCUGCUGAAGGUAAUGACUGCAAAGAUGGGCUGAUGAAGCUGAUUAUUGUACCUUGGCCACGUUAUUAAAAUCCUUGAUACAUCACAAACAGAAGGCACAUCACUGUGUUGAUCAGAUCAUCAGUAACAAAAUUGUUCAAUCAUUUGGGAGAGGACCAUCAACCAUGAUUUAACAAUUAUAAUACAUAUCAUCGCUUGAUCAUCUAACUAAAUAAAAUUGUUCAAUGUUAUUAUACAUUUUGUUUUAUUUUUACUUUUGUUUAUUAUACUUUUUAGGAAAAAGUGCUGAAUUAGUGUUUGUUUUUGUUAAACAAAAUGAAUUGUGUUUUUCUUUUUCAUUGUUGAAUGCAUAUCAGAUAUAUGCAAAUGGAGUAUAUUAUUAUACAAAAUAAAAUCUAGUUUUCUUUGUUUACAGUUUCAAUUAGUGCUGAUCCCU